Messenger RNA from Hordeum vulgare subsp. vulgare (domesticated barley), 729 nucleotides. RefSeq lists its product as uncharacterized. The coding region runs from base 88 to 459 and encodes 123 amino acids. The record is from RefSeq and is a predicted model, not a curated record. The transcript has 2 exons. Lineage: Eukaryota; Viridiplantae; Streptophyta; Magnoliopsida; Poales; Poaceae.
CCCCUUCCUUUUGCCUCGCCGACUCCCAAACCCUACCGAGCUCCUCCUCCUCCCUCCCCUCGUUGCGGCGGCGACAGAGAGAGAGAGAUGGCGAAGUCUCUGCGGUCCAAGCGGGAGAAGCGGCUGCGGACGCUCCGGCGGGAGAUCGCGGAGCCCUUCUACGACAAGAAGGAGGCCGCCAAGCAGGCCGCGCAGGCAGCCGCCCUCGAGGCCCCCAAGCUCCCCGUCCGCGUGCACCCGGCGUACGAGGAGUCCCUCGCCGCCGCAGCAGCCGCCUCCGCGGCCGCUGCCGCCAGCCGGGCCUCGGCCAUGGAGGUUGAUGGAGGAAGCAAGAAGUCUGCAUCCUUUCUGAAGCCAAUGGGCACCAUUAGCAAGAAGAAGGUACAGCUUCACUUGAAGAUCAAGAAAGACAAGAGAAAAGCUAGGAAGAAGGGAAAUUCUGGGAAGAAGAGUUACUAGAUGUGCGAGCUGCUCUGUCAUGUAUCAUGCAAUUUUGUUUCGUUAGUUUGAACAAUGCAUGUAACGGUAAUUCUGCUUGUGCGCCUAAGUGUUAACCAUCCAUUCUAGGGGGUGGCCAACAAUGUACUGAAAAACGUCUCAACGAUCACUCAAACGAAAAUAGUGUCUGCCAUGUUCAUCUGUUUGUACCCUCUUGUCUGAAGUUGAGCUUGAGCUCACCUGAUUAGGAGAUUAUGCUACUGUGAAAUAUACUUUGCUUUUGGUGAGACA